Molecule: messenger RNA, 284 nt
Organism: Nycticebus coucang (slow loris)
Lineage: Eukaryota; Metazoa; Chordata; Mammalia; Primates; Lorisidae
Product: immediate early response 3-interacting protein 1-like
Exons: 1
Coding region: 27-284 (85 amino acids)
Biological process (GO): endoplasmic reticulum to Golgi vesicle-mediated transport
Cellular component (GO): Golgi membrane; COPII-coated ER to Golgi transport vesicle; endoplasmic reticulum membrane
Source: RefSeq, a predicted model, not a curated record
UAAGCUUUGGGCAGCUCCGGACAACCAUGGCCUUCACCCUGUACUCCCUGCUGCAGGCAGCCCUAUUCUGCGUCAAUGCCAUCGCCAUCGCCGUGCUGCACGAGGAGCAAUUCCUGAACAACAUUGGCUGGGGAACAGACCAGGGAAUUGGUGGAUUCGGAGAGGGGCCAGGAAUUAAAUCUCAGCUAGUGAACCUUAUUUGGUCUGUAAGAACCGUGAUGAGAGUGCCAUUGAUAAUAGUAAACUCAAUUGCAAUUGUAUUACUUUUAUUAUUUGGCACUUGA